Jaculus jaculus (lesser Egyptian jerboa) is the source of this 1374-nucleotide messenger RNA. It is a transcript of the gene Saxo1, whose product is annotated as stabilizer of axonemal microtubules 1. NCBI's taxonomy places the organism in Eukaryota, Metazoa, Chordata, Mammalia, Rodentia, Dipodidae. The coding region runs from base 124 to 1374 and encodes 416 amino acids. The record is from RefSeq and is a predicted model, not a curated record. Gene Ontology annotation, biological process: microtubule anchoring. Gene Ontology annotation, cellular component: cytoskeleton; centriole; axonemal microtubule. The transcript is spliced from 3 exons. Gene Ontology annotation, molecular function: microtubule binding.
CACUGUCCACAUCUCUCUACAAAGAUUUAUGAUAAAACAGAGAAACCAUGUCUUCUCUCCGAGUACACAGAGAAUUACCCUACCUAUCACUCUUACCUACCCAGAGAUUCAUUCAAGCCCAGGAUGGUGUACCAGAAAGGAUCAGUACCAAUGGAAGGCCUGACCACAUCAAGGAGAGAUUUUGCACUUCACAAAAUUGUACCAGUGAAACUCCACCAGCCUGAACAAUUUGUUCCAAGCCAGGAGACUAUGGAUUUGCUCACAACAUACAAACAAGAUUAUAACCCCUACCCUGUUUGUCAAGUUGGCCCCAUCAAACCUCGAGACAGUAAAUAUCUGUGUGGUAACAAGAUGGAAUGCUUGCCUACUUAUAAAGCUGAUUAUUUACCUUGGAAACAACGCAAACGAGAGCCCAUUCGCCCAGCACGCAACUAUCAGCCAGCACCUACCAGGUUUGAUAACAGAACCACUCACCAGGAUGACUACUCCGUAAAGGGCCAAGUGACUACUGUGAGCUGUAAGCCCCCAGCCAUCCCAAAGCUUUAUGAUGUCCCCUUGGAGGAUCUGACUAACUACAAGAUGAACUAUGUGGCCCACCCUGUGGAGAAGCGCUUUGUGCAUGAGGCAGAGAAGUUUAGACCCUGUGAAAUACCCUUUGAGAGCCUCACUACCCACAAAGAGUCCUACAGGGGCCUGCUAGGAGAGCCUUCCAAGAGCUUGAAACCUCCAGCCAAGGGCCCUGGGCUAGACACACCUUUCUCGAACACCACUGAGUUUAGAGAUAAGUAUCAAGCUUGGCCGACACCUCAGGUGUUCUCCAAAUCUCCCAUCACCUAUGUGCCUCCUGAAGACAAGAUGGAUCUUCUGACAACUGUGAAAGCCCAUUAUACAUACCCUAAGGGAGCCCCUGCUCAGUCCUGCCGGCCAGUGCCCCUAAUUAAGAAGAGUGGCCACUUUGAGUGCUCCACCACCACCAAGGAUGACUACAAGCAGUGGACCAGCAUGCUUACCAAGCCCAUCAGACCAAUUCCCCAGCUGAAUAUUCCUGCUGAGCCUUUGGACUUCCGGACCACUACUCAGAUCAAUUAUGUACCACACCCCCUCAUCAGCACUAAAAGCUUCAAGCCCCCUUUUGCUGGGCCUCGAGAAAACAUCCCUGUGGAUGGCCAGACCACCUACUCCAUCAGCUUUACUCCCAAGGAAAUGGACAGGUGCCCAGCUUCAUAUCUGGAGCCCCCUGGCUAUGUCUUUGAGGAAGUAGAUGAUUUUGGGCACAGGUUUUAUAGGCCGGCUUCUCAGACAGGUUCUCGGCAGAACAGAAGUCUUUCCAUGGGUGAUGCUGAAAACCCUAAUCUGAAGGAGCUGGCUGUGUGA